AUGACCAAGUCUCAGACUAUGAACACGUGGACGCUGUGGCUACCAGGGGGUAGACUGGGAGUGAUGUACGGGGUCAAGAGUGUGGUGAUAUUCAACAGGAAGGAUUGUUGGGGUUGGAUUACCGUCAGACAGGAGAAAAGAGCUCUGACACUGUGUGAGGUUGAGGUGUAUGUGCAGGAACAGGACUCCACUCCAGAACCUCUGAUAAACGUGGCCCCAGCAGGACGAGCUUACCAAACAUCCACAAGUUUAGGGGGUGAGGCUAGCAGAGCUAUAGACGGGUUAACCUUCACCCACUGGAAGGGAGACUCGUGUACACUGACACAGCCUGGUAACAAGACCCAGUGGAGAGUGGAUCUGGAGGGAUGGGAGGUGGGGGUGAAGUACCCGGUGGAGAGAGUGGUGAUGUACAACAGAGCUGAUAGUAAACAGGAGAGGAUCAACAACACUGCAGUGUGGGUCGGAGACUUCCUGUGUGGGACGAUAACUUACAAGGAGGGAGAGAACAUGUACUUUGUAGAGUGUGGAGGGAGGAGAGGGAGCACAGUCUCACUAACUCUGGACCAGGGUAUCUUGAGUGUGUGUGAAGUUCAGGUUGUGAUGAAGUCCAGGAACAUUCCUCGCAUUCCUACCUACACUAACGUGGCACUGGGACGAGAAGCUAGCCAGGGACACAACAGUGCAAAGAACGCAGGGAGAGCUGUGGACGGUAACACAAGUGGGAAGAUUCGGAGUAACUCCUGCACAUGGUCGGAGACCAGUAACUCGGGUGACGGCACUUGGUGGAGAGUGAAGCUUGAUCAGGGAACUGUUGUUAGGUCUGUAGUUAUCGUCAAUAGAAUGGAUGCUUUCUCUCAGCGCAUUAAUGGCGUUCAGGUCUGGGUAGGAGAUGUGGAGAGGUCUGGGUAG
This is a messenger RNA of Bolinopsis microptera, 909 nucleotides long. RefSeq lists its product as uncharacterized. NCBI's taxonomy places the organism in Eukaryota, Metazoa, Ctenophora, Tentaculata, Lobata, Bolinopsidae. The transcript is spliced from 3 exons. The record is from RefSeq and is a predicted model, not a curated record. Bases 1 to 909 code for a protein of 302 amino acids.